Ichthyophthirius multifiliis is the source of this 1894-nucleotide messenger RNA. RefSeq lists its product as hypothetical. Lineage: Eukaryota; Ciliophora; Oligohymenophorea; Hymenostomatida. The record is from RefSeq and is a predicted model, not a curated record. The transcript has 4 exons.
AUUACCAGGUAUAAUAGACACAAAUAUAAGUUUACACCAUGAAAAUAUUGAGGAAGAAUGGUUAGAUGAUGAAAAUAUAUCUAAAUUGGCUAUAAAAUAUGGGAUUACAUCAAUUUUUAAUUCUCCUUUAAUGAGAAAAAGUAAUACUAAUGUAAAUUUGGAUGUUUCAUCGUUGGAAAAUAUAAUAAAAUUAUAAAAAAUAAAUUCAUAUGAGAAAUAAAGUUCUAUAGAUGAUUAUUAGUUCAGAAAUACUAGAAAAAUUUUUUUGGAUUUUUUUAAUGUAAAAUUACUUGGAAAAGAAAGUACAAAAAAUGCCUAUAUUUUAAACAAAAAUUAAGUAUUUUCCUAUAAAAUAUAUACUUCGCCGCCUUAUUAGCCUGACGCCUAUUAUUUUAAAACGGCAGAGGAGAUUAUUAAUCAAUUUUAUUCAAUUUUAGGGGAACAUUCAUUCGAUAAUUUCUUAUUUUUUAUACAUCCAUGCUUACAAAAGGGAGAAAACAACCUAAAUUUGAGUUCCCCGCAUAGAUUUUAUCCUAUAAAUUCGAGGAUUUAGGGGCGAGAGUUUUCUGUGCCAAAAAUAAACGGAGGAGAUGCAAUAAAAGGUAUAUUUGAGGAAAAUAUAGACUGUUUUUUGAUGCAAAAAUUAGAGGAAGGAAACCUUAAGAAUUUUUUAAUAGAAAUAUUUAAUUUAAGUAGAUUAAAUGAUUAAGAAUUUUCGGAAUUUUUACUAUCAAGAAAAGAAAGAAUAGAGCUUAAUUGUUAAGAUGAUAAUUCAGAUGGAAAAAAAUUCUAAAUUUUUAUUUAAUAAAUAGGUGAAUCUUUAAAAUGGGCAGAUUUUUCAUUUAUUUAAAAUUUUAAAAAUGAAAUUAAAUAUUUUUAAAAAUUUGUAUAUGAAAACUAAGAACUUUGUAAUAAUUAAAUUAAUUUAGAAGAACAAUAGAUGGAUUAUAUAAUAGAAUCUUUUGAUAAUAUUAAUAUAGAAGUAGAUAAUUUACAGAAUAAUAAUAAUAAUAAAUUUAUUUUAAAAGAUUUAUAGAAUUCAAUUAAACAAUAAAAUGUUCCUUAAUAAAAAAGUAAGUUUUCUAAAUAAUAUACUCUUUAAACCGAAAAUAGAUACGAAAUGAAUGAAGAAUUAUUAAAACAAUAAGAAAAUAAUAAUUUAAUUUGCGAAAUAAGUGAAAUACCUAAAGUUUAUUAUUCAAAUGCAGAAAACUAAUUAUAAUAAAGCGAAAAAAAUUUAUUAAAAAAAUUCAAUGACAUCUUAGAUAUCGAAAAUAAGACUAUUAUACAUAAAAUAAAAAGUGCAGAUUCUAUAAAUAUGGAUGAUUAAUAUAUAGAAGAUUAAAAAAUAACAAUAUAGAUUAAUAAUAUAUAAUAAAAUCCACAUAUAGAAGAAAAAAUAUCUAAAAAAUCAAUAGAAAUUCCUAGAAAAAUACAAACACCUAGCCUUCCAAAAAAAAGUCCUUUAAUGAAUUUAAAACUCCCGAAAAGUUAAAAAUAGUCUCCUUAAGAUUUAGCUAAAAGUGAAUAAAACGGGAAUUAAUAAACUUUAUAAAUGCAAAAUACUCCGCCUAAAGACACUAUAUUAAAAAUUUCAAAUAACUUAUUAUAGAGUGAAUCCCCUGUAGGAAAUGCUUCAAAUAAAUCAAGUAUUUUAAUCCAGACUAUUAUAAUUUCCUAGCUUUAAGGCCUAUAUAUUGGGAACUUUUUGCAGUUAAAUUUUAUAAAAAUCUUUUAAUUAAAUUAUAACAUAAUAAAAAUAAUAAAAAUAGCAAAAAUAAUAAUAAUAGUAAUAAUAAUAAUAAUAAUAAUAAUAAUAAUUAUAAUUCUAAAAUUAACUUAAUUUUCUAAAAUAUAUCAAAUGCUCUUUCUUUAUUUAAACUAUAUGAUAUGA